GCUCUCACAACACAGCACGAGCAGCAGCUAGCUCAAGCGCUCCUCGCAAGUCACAAACCGUGUGGUGUGUAGUAGUGCGUGCUAGCUGCCAGCAGCCAGACCGCAGAGAUGUCGCAGAGGCCAGGCAGGCACCAGAGGCGGGCGUCGCAGAGCGUGUUCGUGCUGCCGGAGAACUUCGCGCUGGAGGACGUGCCGGCGGCCGUGGCCGAGGGCGGCGGCGUCGAGCAGCGGAAGCCCGCGGCCGCAGACGCCCCCGAGCUGCAGGCGGCGAGGCAGGCGGGGCGCCACCGCCGGGCCAUGUCCAUGGCCGUCGCCUCCCGGGACCUGGAGAUGAUCUCGGAGGACAUUGGGAUUGGGGCCUACAAGUACGGUGCGUAGAGGUCGUGUGUGCUUCGCCAGCUUGUUGGCUGCUACAUGCUGCUCCCGUCCUCUGGACCGGCGGUGCUUCUCGGGCCGUUUAGCUAGGAGCGGAAGCGAGUGGCUGGCUGUACUCCGAUCGGGUCCUCUCUUGUGUUGUGCUGUCGUUGUUUUCGUCAUGUAUCCAUGCUGCUGCUGCUUCUGUCGAUGCUUAUUCGCCUUCUUGUUCUUGAUCUAGAAGUAAAUAAAAACAACAUAAACAUCAUGUUUAGA
This is a messenger RNA of Zea mays, 630 nucleotides long. RefSeq lists its product as uncharacterized. The record is from RefSeq and is marked validated. The transcript has a single exon. Lineage: Eukaryota; Viridiplantae; Streptophyta; Magnoliopsida; Poales; Poaceae. Bases 109 to 378 code for a protein of 89 amino acids.